GCGAGGGCGGGGCUAAGAGGAACAUCAGAGCCGCGCAGCGCCCGGGUUGAGGCUGCAUCAGCUGAGCACGGAGUGACGGUAGUAGCAGGAAAUAGUUCCUCAAAAUGGAGGAUGGGAAGCCUGUUUGGGCUCCACACCCAACUGAUGGGUUUCAGAUGGGAAGCAUUGUGGAUAUUGGACCUGACAGCUUAACUAUUGAACCUGUAAAACAAAAAGGCAAGACCUUUCUUGCUGCUGUCAACCAAGUCUUUCCUGCGGAGGAGGACAUUAAGAAAGAUGUGGAGGAUAAUUGUUCACUAAUGUAUUUAAAUGAAGCUACCCUCUUACAUAAUAUAAGAGUUCGCUACAGCAAGGAUAGAAUUUAUACUUAUGUAGCCAACAUCCUGAUAGCAGUGAAUCCUUACUUUGAUAUACCAAAACUUUACUCAUUGGAUACUAUUAAAAAGUACCAGGGCAGAUCACUAGGGACUCUGCCGCCUCAUGUCUAUGCAAUUGCUGAUAAAGCCUUCCGUGACAUGAGAGUGCUCAAGAUGAGUCAGUCAAUCAUUGUGUCUGGUGAAUCAGGAGCUGGCAAGACAGAAAAUACUAAAUUUGUUCUACGGUAUUUGACUGAAUCCUAUGGUAGUGGACAAGAUAUUGAUGAUAGGAUUGUAGAAGCCAAUCCACUACUAGAAGCAUUUGGAAAUGCAAAGACUGUUCGUAACAAUAAUAGUAGUCGCUUUGGAAAAUUUGUAGAAAUCCAUUUCAAUGAAAAGAAUUUGGUAGUUGGUGGAUUUGUGUCACAUUAUCUGCUGGAGAAAUCCAGGAUUUGUGUACAAGGCCAAGAAGAAAGGAAUUACCACAUAUUCUAUAGGCUCUGUGCUGGAGCCCCUGAAAAUAUAAGGGAGAAAUUGUAUUUAAGUUCACCAGAUAAUUUUAGGUAUUUAAAUCGCGGCUGCACUCGUUACUUUGCCACUAAAGAAACAGAUAAGCAGAUUUUACAGAAUCGCAAAAGUCCUGAGUACCUAAAAUCAGGUUCCCUGAAGGAUCCUCUGCUAGAUGACCAUGGAGAUUUUAACAGAAUGUGUACUGCAAUGAAGAAGAUUGGGCUUAAUGAUGAAGAGAAGUUGGAUCUCUUCCGAGUGGUAGCUGGUGUUUUACAUCUGGGGAAUAUUGAUUUUGAAGAAGCUGGCAGCACAUCUGGUGGAUGCACACUGAAAAAUAAAUCUGCCCAGUCCCUGGAAUACUGUGCUAAGCUACUUGGCUUGGACCAGGAUGAUCUCCGUGUUAGUUUAACCACCAGAGUCAUGCUGACAACAGCAGGGGGCACCAAAGGGACAGUUAUCAAGGUUCCAUUAAAAGUAGAACAGGCAAAUAAUGCACGCGAUGCUUUGGCAAAAACUGUCUAUAGUCACCUCUUUGACCAUGUGGUAAACAGGGUAAAUCAAUGUUUCCCAUUUGAGACAUCAUCUUUUUUCAUUGGUGUUCUGGAUAUUGCAGGUUUUGAAUAUUUUGAACAUAACAGCUUUGAACAGUUUUGCAUUAAUUACUGUAAUGAGAAGCUACAGCAAUUCUUUAAUGAAAGGAUCCUCAAAGAGGAACAAGAGCUUUAUCAGAAAGAAGGUUUAGGUGUUAAUGAAGUGCGUUAUGUAGAUAACCAGGACUGUAUAGAUUUGAUUGAAGGAAAAUUGAUAGGAAUCCUUGAUAUUUUGGAUGAAGAAAAUCGUCUUCCACAGCCAAGCGAUCAACAUUUUACUUCAGUGGUGCAUCAGAAACAAAAGGAACACUUCAGGCUAUCAAUACCCAGGAAGUCUAAAUUGGCUGUUCAUCGAAAUGUUCGUGAUGAUGAGGGAUUUAUCAUCAGACAUUUUGCAGGAGCAGUAUGCUAUGAGACGACCCAGUUUGUGGAAAAAAACAAUGAUGCUCUGCAUAUGUCUCUGGAGUCCCUUAUAUGUGAAUCCAAGGAUAAAUUUAUCCGGCAAAUUUUUGAGUCCAACACUAACAACAAUAAGGACCCUAAGCAAAAAGCAGGAAAAUUAAGUUUUAUCAGCGUGGGCAACAAAUUCAAGACUCAGCUAAACCUGCUACUGGAAAAGCUUCGUAGCACUGGGUCUAGCUUUAUUCGCUGCAUCAAACCUAAUCUAAAGAUGACCAGUCACCAGUUUGAAGGCGCCCAAAUCCUAUCCCAGCUCCAGUGUUCAGGCAUGGUGUCUGUUUUGGAUUUGAUGCAAGGUGGUUUCCCAUCACGAGCCUCAUUCCAUGAACUUUAUAACAUGUACAAAAAAUACAUGCCUGCAAAACUGACCCGUCUGGACCCUAGACUGUUCUGCAAGGCUCUCUUCAAAGCCCUUGGCUUAAAUGAACAUGAUUAUAAGUUUGGAUUAACCAAAGUAUUCUUUAGACCUGGCAAGUUUGCAGAAUUUGAUCAAAUCAUGAAGUCUGAUCCAGAUCAUCUUGCUGACCUGAUUAAACGUGUGAACCACUGGCUUAUCUGCAGCCGUUGGAAGAAGAUUCAGUGGUGUUCUUUAUCAGUUAUCAAAUUGAAAAACAAAAUCAAGUACAGAGCCAGUGCCUGUAUUAAAGUACAAAAGACAAUUCGUAUGUGGCUAUGCAAGAGAAAGCAUCAACCACGCAUAGAUGGCCUAAUAAAGCUUCGCACACUGAAAAAGAGGCUUGAUAAAUUCAAUGUAGUAGUAACUGCUCUGAAAGAGGGGAAGACAGAAAUGAGCAAGCAGGUCAAGGACCUUGAGAUGUCUAUUGAUGCUCUGAUGGCCAAGAUCAAGGCCACUGAAAUGCCUAGACAACAGAUUCAGAAGGAAUAUGAUGGCCUAGUUAAAAGCUCUGAGCAACUUUUGAGUGCCCUUCAGAAGAAGAAGCAACAAGAGGAGGAAGCUGAAAGAUUGAGACGCAUCCAGGAAGAAAUGGAAAAAGAAAGGAAAAGACGUGAGGAAGAGGAGCAGCGUCGGAAGAAGGAAGAGGAAGAAAGGCGACUGAAGUAUGAGAUUGAAGCAAAGAGAAAACUGGAAGAAGAGGAGAGGAAAAAAAGAGAGGAAGAAGAAAGAAGAAUUCAGGCUGAAGUUGAGGCUCAGCUGGCCAGAGAACAGGAAGAAGCAAGUCAGCAACAAGCUGUUCUGGAGCAAGAGCGCAGAGAUCAUGAGCUGGCCAUGCGUAUUGCCCAGAGUGAAUCAGAGCUCAUCAAUGAUGAGUCUCAGCUGGACCCGAGUUUGCGCAGGGAACAGAUGGCCAUAGAAAUGUCCGAAAUCUUGUCUAGGGGACCUUCAGUUCAAGCUACAAAAGCUGCAGCUGGCAUUAAGAAGCAUGAACUUAGCAAGUGGAAGUAUGCAGAGCUGCGAGAUACAAUCAAUACCUCUUGUGAUAUUGAAUUGCUGGCAGCUUGCAGAGAAGAGUUCCACAGGCGGCUUAAAGUUUAUCAUGCUUGGAAAGCCAAGAACAAGAAGCGCAAUGCUGAGAUGGAACAGCGGGCUCCCAAAUCAGUGACUGAUUAUGAUUUUGCACCAUUUAUGAACAACUCAACUCAGCAGAACCCAGCCAGUCAAUUGUCCAUUAGACAGCAGCAGGAGAUUGAAAUCAACCGGCAACAGCGAUAUUUCCGAAUUCCUUUCAUCCGCCCAGCAGAUCAAUACAAGGAUCCUCAAAAUAAGAAAAAAGGCUGGUGGUAUGCACAUUUCGAUGGACCAUGGAUUGCUCGUCAAAUGGAACUUCAUCCUGAUAAGCAACCCAUUUUGCUGGUGGCUGGCAAGGACGACAUGGAAAUGUGUGAGCUGAGUCUUCAAGAGACUGGCUUGACUCGUAAGCGGGGUGCUGAAAUUUUGCCACGGCAGUUUGAAGAGAUUUGGGAACGCUGUGGCGGAAUCCAGUACCUUCAAAGUGCAAUCGAAAGCAAGCAAGCUCGGCCGACUUAUGCAACUGCUAUGCUGCAGAACUUGUUGAAAUAAAUAAUUAUUUUGCACCUUCUGAGUAACAGAGGAACUUUUAACAUUCCAUAAUCAUGUAGAGAUGUUUAAUAUAAACAGAUUUUAUUAAUGUGUCAAUUUUAGUUUGUCCUUUUGAUGUUUUAAUUUGUGUAGUGAGCUCAUUCAUUCUCAAGAUCUAAACUUUUGUUUCAGUCAAUAUGUUGUUUGCUUUGGGUCAGCAUAUGGUAAUACCAGUAAUACUGUAAUAUAGAGCAGGAUUGGAAAAUCUAUGGCUCUCCUGUCAUUGCUGGAUUCCACCUUCUGUCAACCCCAACUAACAUAGCCAAUGCUGUGCAGUGAAAGUCCAACAGUAGCUGGAGAACUAGAGAUCCUAUCCCUGAUGUAGCAUAACACACUACCAACAUAUAGUUCAGAACUACCCAGAAUGGCAUUUCAUCUUCUGUAGCACACCUCCCAGAUACUAUCUGGAAGAUGAGUUCCAAAAGACAGAAGAUGCAGUGUUUUCUUUACACUGGGCUAACUAGAAAUGUGAGGCCUUAAUGUUCUUAAUAUCUUAUGCACAGAAGUUAAAGCAGACUUUUAUAAGUUAAAAGACAGCUCUUCAAAAUUGCUUGCAAACAAGCAUUUUGGGAAAAUGUCUUAAGAUAGGUUGCCUGGUGUCAUAUACUGAGAAUAGAAAAACUUGAGCCUGAACUGCUUUAGCAUUUCAGAACUGAAAUGGUUUGAUGCACUUUUAAGCAGUUGUGCAUGUGUUUUUUUUUCUUUUUUAAACUACUUUAUUUUUUACAAAACAGGUUCCUUCAGACAAUUCAUGUGUAAUUUCUGUCAUAACUGUAUGGGGAAUCCUUUUUUAGUUGAAGUUAAAUAUAAUUCACAGAGAUGGUUUAAUAUAUAUCUCUGCAGAUAUUUAAGGCUAGAAACACAAGAGAAAUAAGCUCCACGUAUUAUGCCAGCAAAGUUGAAUUUGAAUAUAGGGGAGCUGAAUUUGGUUGUCCUUUUGUGCUUCACUGAAAUGAAUAUAGAUUAUGUGGAUUUUUUUUGGCUCUUGAUGAAAUGGCAGAACCCUGGUAUUUCUAAUUACAGUAUGCUGCUUCAAAUGGCUUAACUUCAAAGUGUUCUAGUAUUUUUUUUCUCCCAAUCUAAUAGGUCUUUUCUUGUUGCUAAUCUCCCAAGUUCAGUUUUUGUGGAUUUUUCUUCUUUUUUCCUUUCUUUUCAGCAGGGUUUCCUUAACAGUAAUUAAAAUACUUAUAGCAAUUAUUUCUUUCAGACAGUUUUAAGUUGCCUUCAGUUGAUGUUGCAAGAUAAUCUAAUGUCAGGAUAACAAAUGUCAGCGUUAUCAGUUUUGGGAGUUUGGGGGAAAUUAAGAUAUGUCAUCUAAUAAAAAAAUGCAGACCACACUAGGAGCAGCUUUCUUUUCUUUAUUAGAGUAAAACACUAAUUGCAUUUCUCAGCUUUGAUUUUUAAAUCUUCAAAUAUCAAUUUAAAAAGAAGAACGAGCUGUGUUUACUGUGGCUACUAAGUUUUGACCAGGUUGGGUAUAAAAAAAACAUAUUCAUAAACUUGAGUAGUAAUAUUACCCUGUUUAAGGUUCUUGAGAAUGAUCAUCAGUUUAUGUAUUCACAUGUGUAAAUAUUCUCAGAUCCAAAUGCACCAGUCCAAAUGAAUAGUGUAGGCAGCUUUGACAGCUUUAGGCUAAACUCAGUCUGUUCUCUUCCCCAUCAGAUGAUCAGCAAGAUCAGAAUUGUUGAAACUAAAAAUAUAUUUCACCAGUGAAAGUUCUUCAACUUGCAGUAGGGAUUUCUGCUCCUUUCCACAUCAUUUGCCAUUCCAGAAGCACUCUGACUGUCAGAAAUAAUUUUUCCAAAUAAUAAGGGUUACAGAAAAGAGUAAAAAGGGGAUGUAAAACCAAGUCAUGAGUGUAACUCUACUUAGGGUCCUUAGAAUCCAAAUGGAUGUUUGUAUCUCUUUGGUCUGGCUAUAGAGUUCAAGAAACCAGAAAUCAUGCAUAUGUUUUUUCCAUGUGUAGAACUUGACCCAGAGAACCCUCUGAUCACGGUGACAGAAUACGAGAUUAUGUUCCAUUAAAUACACAAUCAUUAGGUGAAAAACUUAUUCUUGAAUGCAGAAGGCAAGAAGUGUGUGUGGCCAGAUAGUUUUCAAAAUCUUCCCUGUUUGCUGAGAUUGGACUGCAUCUGUGGUUUUUCUUCCCCAUUUUGAAAUUAGGACUUACUCAACAUCAGUCUUCCUACACAGCAUUUUCUGCAUUUAAGUUGUGUUUUCUCCAGUUUGUGAAAGAGCUGUUUGAUGGGCAGUUGUGUUGGGAAGGGAUAUGCAUCAUCUGCCCUAUCACAAUCUUGUGCUCUUUCUCUUCAUUCCUCAAAGCAUCAGGCUUGCACAGAAGAACUUCUGGUGGGUCUAAUGAAAAGCUUCCACAGGCUGUAGAUUUGUAGAUUGCUCACAAAUCCCAUAGUAAAAGCUCUCUUUUAAGAACUAGAUAGGUUAUGCAAGAGAAAGUUUAUGCAUAUGCUAAAUUCGUAGAGUUUUCUCCUUCAGCUACCAGUGUAUCUGAUGCUAACUUUCAUUUUUGCAUGGUUUAUUAGAUAAUGCAGGUGCAAAUACCAGAUAUGUGCCCAUCUAGGUUGCAAGGUCUAGUUGACUUUGGCUGAUCUCAAAAAUCUAAUCAGGAUAAGACCUAAUUAGUACUGGAGGGGAGCCAGGGAAUACCAGGGCUAUUGCCUAGAUUGGGAAGGUAGGGGAAAGAAGGCGGUGAUGGCAAACCACUUCCAUAUUGCUGACACAGAAAUUACAUGAUAUCACCAGGAGUUGAGCUUGACUUGAAGGACUUGACUUACACAUAAUAUGUUCAUCACUGAUCAAACCCAGCUUGUUGCCUUGGUUCAUUUGUUCUUUGGUUUCAGUGGGAGGCUACAUUAAAGGCAUUGCAGGACAUUUGUCAAGUGCACCAACAGUGUUUUUAUGCUGAAAUAUGAGGGGGAGGCUGCAAAUUUUCUUGGAAUAGCCAUUAAGAGAGAAAGUUGUUUAACUUUUUGCUUGAAAACCAUGCCUUCUUUGACAGUCCCCAGCUGUUUUAAUUAAGGAUGGCGAUAUCCUUUAUGUGUGGAAAUGCAACAUGGAGAAAUAUUGAUUGGAAAAGUUGUUUUCAAAGCCAAGAUUGAGGAAAAGCUGCUUCGUAUUGCUUCUGUAGCCAAAUACAGAAUUCUCUACAGUUGUACUGCCUUGUAAAACAAUAGGCUGUGUUGAGUGACUGCUCAGUCAACUCUGUCAGAAUGUCUUAGCCUGAAUCAUAGCUAAGGUUAAAACAGAUGACCAGAUUUUAAAAUGACAUUUAAUAUUUUGGAUUAAUUUGAUUGUUCUAGAUAUGUCUAGUUAUGUCUGCAGUUACUAUAUCACUUCAUUAGCAUAGUGAGAUAACAGUUGGUGAGGAGUUGGUGACUUGAUGCAAAUUUUCCAAGUUCCCUGAUAAAGGAGGAAUUGGAUUUAAAAAGAUAUAUUGUUUUCUAUAUAAUUUUUAUUUAACUGCUGCCAUUACCUCCUAUUGACCUGCUUGGGGUUCCUUCAAAUAUACACUGUGUUAGCAAGUUUGGCAGAUUAAUAUAGCAUCUCCUUUUUGCCCCCAACAUAUAAUCUGGCCAGAGAUUUCAGCAUCAAGAUUAUUGAAAAUGCCUGUUUCUCCACAGAAGAAAAGUUAGAGACUUGUUGCUUAUUUGUGGUCUUUCUGGUGUGAAAGUCCCAGAGGUACAAAAGUCGGUACACCUCCAGAUAAUACAUUUACUUUGUACAGCUGUGAUGUAGUUUGAAAGUACAGUGAGUGAGUGGUGAUGGCAAUUCUACCUAUGCAGGCCAUCAUAUUUGCUUGCAUUUGCUAAAGGUACAUACGUCUAAAUCUCAGGAUAUAGCAAUCCUAGUUCCGUGACCAAGUACAUAGAGUAGCAUGCAAAAGUUUAGGUACCGCUAAUGAACUUCAAUAGUUCAGUGUACUACAUGGCACAAAAUUCAACACAAUUUCUUUCUACAAAAAACAUACCUUCUACAUGGUACAAAAUUAAACUCAAUGUCUUUCUACAAAAUUGAAAUGCGUACUUAAAUAUUUAUGUGCAAAUGUUUGCCAAUUCAAAAUAAGGAAAAGCUUGGACAUCCUUUAAGUCAGUAAUCGUGGCAUCUCCUUUGAUAUAAUAGCUUCCAAAGGUUUUCUGUAGCCAGCUAAGAGUCUGUCUAUUCUUGCUUUUAGAAUGUUCUUCCUACUCUUCCUUGCAGAGCUCAGAAAUAUUCUUAGAUCUCACAUGUACCACAUGAUUGACGGUCAAUAUCGUUCAAUUCUGGGGACUACACCUUUUUUUCCCCCUUCAAGACAUCAUGCUUGAUUUGGAGAUAUGUCUCAGGUAAUUGCCUUGCUGAAAUAACUGAAUGUAGGAUGUUAGCUUCAUUGAUAUUUACUUGAAUCCAUCUUUCUCUCAAACUGCGCAAUAUUUCCUGUGCUACCAGUUGCCAAACAACCCCAAAGUAUAGUAAUGCCAUCCCUGUGUUUAAUAGUUGGCAAUGUGCUCUUUUCUUCAAAUGCUUCACCAUUUUUGUCCAAAUGCAUCUUGUGUUAUUAUGGCUGACCAGUUCAAUGUUCACUUCAUCAGUCCAAAGCAUUUUAUUUGAAAAUAUCUCAGGCUUAUCAAAGUUUUCUUUUGCAUAUGUGCGAUGCUGACUUUUGUGAUGAUUUCAGUAAAAAGAUUUCCUUCUGACAAUUCUCCCAUGCAGAUAGCCAUUGUAUAUGCAACAGUGUUCUAUGGGCAGCUAUUCCAGAAUCAGCUAAACCUUUCAGCAGGUCUUAGCAAACCAGUGAUUGUUGAUAAGUAUAACAUAUGGUAGAUUUUUUUCUCUUCUUUUCUUUGUUUGUAUUUUUAGUUUGUUUGGGUUUGUCUCUUUUUAUUUUUUUUUAUUUUAAGAUUAAAGAUUGUUUUGUUAAUUAUGUAUGCAUAAAAUUUUAAAAAAACCUUUUAAGUAGGUCAUUUCCUGUGAUUGUGGGUUCUACAGGUCUGAACAGUUCAGACAGCUCUAGCAGAGAUUUUUCUUGGUCUCCCAGUUCUCACCUUGACUUCAACAAUUCCAUGUAACUUCUAUGUCUUAACAGUGUUUGUUAGCUGGAAAUCAUUAGCUGGAGGCACUUAGAGAUUUUGCAAUAGUCUUCCUCUUCUUUGUAAUGUGAAUUAUCUUUAUUUUCAGAUGCUCACAUACCUGCUUAGAGAGAGGUUGUUGAAAAUAAAUAGAACAAUUAUAACCUGACAGGUUAGAAAGAUCAGAAUAUUUUUCACCUGUGGAAUUGGAGUCUCCUGGCUAAAUGUAUAAUAAAUCUAACAAGUUAAUCUCCUUUUUUGGGCCUUAUUAACAACUUUAUGGUUUUAGAAAAAGUAGCACCAAAUCAAUUAGAAUGGUGUCCAAACUUCUGCACCUGCCAUAUUAAUGGUUUUCUUAUUUUGAAUUGGCAAACAACUGCACAAAAUACUUAGGUAUGCAUUCAAACAUGCAGAAAUAUGUUGUGGUUAAUUUUGUACAAUGUAGAGUUGUGUCAGCUUCUGUUCCCUUAGUGAUUCAUUGAAACUUAUGUUGACCAGGAGUACCUAAAUAUUUGCAUGCAAUUGCAGAUAUGCAUAUAACUAGCAUUUCCCUGAACACCACAGGAUCCUUAAUGCAACUUUGGAAAUGUACUCAUCAUCUGUAAUUGUACCUCUUUUGUCUCUGGCUUAUUUCCUACUAAACUGUUCCAGGUACUUUGUCAAAUAACUUUGAUUGUGUACUGCAAAUUAUAACAAAAUAAAUUCACUCUGUUGAUCUUUC
This is a messenger RNA of Candoia aspera, 9758 nucleotides long. RefSeq names its product myosin VI (gene MYO6). Gene Ontology annotation, cellular component: actin cytoskeleton; endocytic vesicle; ruffle. The record is from RefSeq and is a predicted model, not a curated record. Bases 105 to 3935 code for a protein of 1276 amino acids. Gene Ontology annotation, molecular function: ATP binding; actin filament binding; microfilament motor activity. NCBI's taxonomy places the organism in Eukaryota, Metazoa, Chordata, Lepidosauria, Squamata, Candoiidae. Gene Ontology annotation, biological process: actin filament organization; inner ear auditory receptor cell differentiation; vesicle transport along actin filament. The transcript is spliced from 34 exons.